Saxophila tyrrhenica is the source of this 528-nucleotide messenger RNA. RefSeq lists its product as uncharacterized. The coding region runs from base 1 to 528 and encodes 175 amino acids. The transcript has a single exon. The record is from RefSeq and is a predicted model, not a curated record. Gene Ontology annotation, cellular component: nucleus; nucleolus; preribosome, large subunit precursor. Gene Ontology annotation, molecular function: protein binding. Gene Ontology annotation, biological process: ribosomal large subunit biogenesis; endonucleolytic cleavage in ITS1 to separate SSU-rRNA from 5.8S rRNA and LSU-rRNA from tricistronic rRNA transcript (SSU-rRNA, 5.8S rRNA, LSU-rRNA); ribosome biogenesis. Lineage: Eukaryota; Fungi; Ascomycota; Dothideomycetes; Mycosphaerellales; Extremaceae.
AUGGCCGCCCCCGAAGUCGAAAUGCAAGACGCCAAACCCCAACCCCUCGCUUGCGACCUCGGCCACCUCCUCUGCACCGACCCCAACCCCCUCCCCUCCCUCACCUCCGCCCCUACCCCCGCGGACCGCGAAGCCAUCCUCGCCUCCACCGCCCGCGACUGCGCGCAAACCCUGAUCAACCAACUCCUCACCAACUGCCCCAUCUCGCGUUCCGAGGGUGAAGACCUGCAGAUAACCCUUCCCGCACCGGAAUACCAGCUCCCCCGUGAAAAGCCCGUGCCGAAGGAGAAGGAGAAGACGAAGUGGGAGAAGUUUGCGGCGAAGAAGGGGAUUCAGAAGAAGAGGAAGGAUGGGAAGAAGGUGUUUGAUGAGGGGAAGGGGGAUUGGGUGGCCAAGUAUGGGUAUAAGGGGAAGGACAAUGAAGGAGGGGAUUGGCUGGUUGAGGUGGACGAUAAGCCGGAGAAUGCGGGGGCGAAGGAGAGUGCGAGGGGGAAGGUUGGGAAGAAGGAGGUGAGGAAGCGAGGAUGA